CCCAAGACUUCACAAGACCUUCUUUUUUCGCAUGGACGCAUACCAAGAGAAAGGUGCAUUAGCUACCUACGAGCAGGAUGAAUCUGCCAAGCAACAUAGAUGGGGACCAACAGUCAAGGAGUUAAAGCUCCUCCUUAUCGCUUCAACUGGUUUCUUUAUUGAUGCUUAUGAUCUUUUCAUUAUCAAUUUGGCACUUCCGGCUAUUUCUUUGGUUGCUUUUGGCACACCAAGCUCUUCUCCCACUCAGAUCAGCUUGUCUGGUGGUACAUUCAAAGCUGCAGCAAACGUGAGUACUCGCGGUUGUGUUUUGGAAGCCUUUCGAUGUCUUCCUGGCAAAUGAAAUCUUUCAUUUCACGUCCUGCGACAAUUAGCCAGUAUCUGACAUAUUAUAGAUUGGAUGUGUCGUAGGACAAUUAGGUUUUGGACUCUUAAGUGACAUUUUUGGCCGUAAGGCAGUCUAUGGAAAGGAAAUGAUGAUUAUCAUUAUUGCAACUAUCUUUAUCAUCAGUCCACCUUCUGUUGGAGAACAUGGUUUUAGUGGAGUUGACUUAUUCACCUGGCUUACUGUCUGGAGAGUAGUCUUGGGUAUUGGAGUAGGAGGUGAUUACCCUAUGAGCAGUUCUGUUGUCGCUGAUAGAGCAAAUUUGAACCGUCGUGGUACCAUGUUGGCAUUUAUUUUCUCAGCUCAAGGUGCUGGUCAAUUCGCAUGUACAAUCAUCACCUUGAUCAUACUUUCAUGUUUCAGAACUGGUAUUAGAGACCACGGCAAUUAUGGACAAUUCAAUGCAGUAUGGCGUAUCCUCUUCGGUAUCAUUUUGGUACCAUGUAUAGUUACACUUUACAAUCGUUUAAGACUUCCAGAAUCAACCAAGUUCAAGGCUGUACAGCAAAUGAGAGCCGACAAAGAAAAUAAAAUCCUCAACGCUGAUGAUCCUAAGGCAGCACUUCAAGCACGUACUGCUGCUAAUCCAGAGACUAUACAAGGAGAUGGAGACGAUUCUGCUCAUUCUCAAGACAAGGAUAUUGAAAUCGCUCCUGAAUCAAAACCAACGCCUCAAGAGACUGAGCUUACCGAAGGCAAAGAUUCCAAGCAAGUCUGGUAUGAGAAGUUGGGUGCUUUAACUGAAUUCGUCGAGUAUUACAAGGAAUGGCGUCACCUCAAGUUGCUGAUCGCCACGGCUGGUUGUUGGUUUUUACUUGAUAUAACCUUCUAUGGUAUUUCGCUUAACCAAAGUGUUGUCAUCGACAGUGUAGGGCUCGUAGACAAGAAUGACGAACCAUUCAAGUAUAUUUGGGACAAUUCAAUUGCCAACUUAAUUAUUACAGCUGCUGGUUUCUUGCCUGGUUACUACGUCAGUAUGUUCACUAUUGAAUAUAUUGGUAGAAAAUGGUUGCAAUUCGGAGGUUUUCUUUUGGAAGCACUCUUUUUGGGUAUUGUCGCAGGUGCUUUUGAUUAUCUCAAGGACCACUCAGCCAGUUUCUUUGCAUGUUUCGCUUUGUUGCAAUUUUUCUUCAACUUUGGUGCCAACAUGACUUGUUUCGUUAUUCCAGCCGAGGUUUUCCCAACCAGAGUGAAAGGAUUCAGUCAUGGAUUCUCAGCUGCUUGCGGAAAAGUAGGUGCAAUUAUCGCAGCCCUUGGAUUUGGUGAAGCAUCACAUCAUAUCGGUACUGACAACACAUUAUGGAUUUUCUUCGGUAUAUCUAUUGUUGGUGCAGCUUUGACUUUGCUUUUGCCUGAAACAAAAGGUCGUGAUGCGGAUAUUAUAGAUUUGGAAGAGAGAAGAGAAGCACACGCUAAACAAUUACAAUAAUUUAUAACUCAAAUACUAUAUAGACAAACAUUCUUCAGGAUUUCGCAUUAUUUCGAGUUAAAAACUCAGUCUCAUUGUAAUAACUAACGAAUUGGAUAUGUAAAUUUCUUAAUAUGCACAUUUAACUUAGACAUAGA
Messenger RNA from Wallemia mellicola CBS 633.66, 1948 nucleotides. Its product is annotated as MFS general substrate transporter. Gene Ontology annotation, molecular function: transmembrane transporter activity. The record is from RefSeq and is a predicted model, not a curated record. NCBI's taxonomy places the organism in Eukaryota, Fungi, Basidiomycota, Wallemiomycetes, Wallemiales, Wallemiaceae. Gene Ontology annotation, cellular component: membrane. Gene Ontology annotation, biological process: transmembrane transport. The transcript is spliced from 7 exons. Bases 474 to 1811 code for a protein of 445 amino acids.